This is a messenger RNA of Caenorhabditis angaria, 497 nucleotides long. NCBI's taxonomy places the organism in Eukaryota, Metazoa, Nematoda, Chromadorea, Rhabditida, Rhabditidae. The record is from the annotation of a GenBank genome assembly.
AUGCGCGGUCUUUUCUUGGUUUCGUCAAUUCUUAUUUUCGGUCUCGUUAUUGAGGCCAAAAAUCAAAAUAUCACUGUGAAAGGAACGACGAUUUGCAAUAAGAAGCGAAUUUCAGCCAAGGUCGAAUUGUGGGAAAAAGAUACUUGUGAGUUUUUUCCCCCUAAUUUUUCCUCUAAAAAAUCAAUUUUGAUUGCAGUGGACCCAGAUGAUUUGUUGAAAGGCACUCAAUCAUCAAAAGAAGGAGAAUUCUCGGUUUUCGGAGCUCAAGACGAAGUCACUUCAAUUGCCCCAUAUCUCAUUAUCACUCACGAUUGUAAUGUCAAAAAAGCUGUAAGUUUGGCUAACUCUAUGGCUGCAAACCUAUGAUUUUCUGAAAAUUUCAGGGCUGCAAGCGAAUUUCUGAAUUCCCAAUCCCGGCUUCAAAAAUCGGCGGAACUUAUGAUAUGACUUAUGUCACUUUGGAUAUUGUUGGAGCUAAGGACAAGGAAAAAUGCUAG